AAUUCCAUGUGUCGUUGGUGGCUGUAGGUGGACCAAUGCAGAGAAACAACUAUGUUUCUACACAACAUACAUUUGUAACAAGUGGAUGACCCCUCGUUCCCAAUGAAUGAUUACGUCUGAGGAAGUCGCCGUGCAUUAUUCCCGACUGUUUCCCAGAAAGAAUGAAGAAAUGGUGGAAUUUUUUGGUAAGUCACAGCCUCCUGUGCUUUCCCUAUGAGUGUGGAGGCGGGGCACUUCAGUCCAAGACUCGUCCACCGAAAAUAACCUGCAUGAGGGAGGGAAGAGACUUCCAGAGAAAAGUGAGAGAGAGUAGAGGGAGGAGGAAAGGAUAGUGCCCGAAAAAGCGGGGAGGGAGAGAAGAAGAAGAAGAACGGAGUGCCUGCGCUGCGAUGGAAUAAAAACUGCGCAAUUUUAAAUCCUAUCUCCGCUGCUCUUCCAGCGCUGGCCAGCGGCUGCAGCGCAGCCACACGCCACCCGAUGUCUCCUGGACAUGCGAACACGUUUCGUCCAGCUUGCGUGGAUUUCCUCGUCCUUUACCACUGGCUGUUCGUUUAGACAACAAUUGUGUGACAAUUUCUUUGAUAGUCUUUGAGCUACAUGGCAAACGUUUUGGAGAAGAAUUGGCAGAGACAAGCCUCUGUGACGGCCACAUCUUUGCUUCGGUUUCAUAACGUAUCUGCGUGUGUAGAAGUGCAUCCUCACGCCGUCAUUUCAAACAUGCGUAUCGAUUCGGAAUGCAUAAUUAAACCUUCUUACAUGACCACGCUCGUGCUGCGUGACUCUCCAGGCGUCCAUUCUGGUGGGAAGAGGAGAAUGCCUACCAUAAUCGUCUUUUGGGAUGUAUCACUGGACAAUUUAACGUUAUGGAGAAGGGGCACGGCACCUCCCAGUCACACUCUGCUUUUGGCAGCAGAGAAAUGCAACCAAACAUGAAUGCUGAUGAACUGGCUGGGCAGCCACAGCACAAGGUCAGAGAGUUUGUCCAUGGAUCACGGCCACCAAUCAUGGAGUCUCUCGAGCAACUGAGUGGCAGACCAAAUGGCCAAUCAGCUUUCGGAGAGGAGUCCUCCCUCCCUCUGCUGUGUUUGUCUCUCUGUCUCCCCCGGUCCACCGGGCUGCUCCCUGCCCCUCCCCAGGCAGAGACCACCAUGCUGGGCAGGGCUGCGGAGAGCGAGCAAGCGAACGAGGGAGAGAGAGAGGAAGCACAAAUGCUGGAUAGAUUUGCUGAGCUGGACGCGACUGGCUGACACACACAAACACACACACACACACACGCACUCUGGACUGUGGAUUUAACUCCAGUGAAAACUCAACUGCUGCGGCGGCUGCUCCUAAAACCGAAGUCAACAGAUUUUUGAGGAAGGGGCCAACCAGGACACAGAAGUUCCUUCAAAACGUGUUUUCACUUAGGACUAAAAGAACCCGAGGGAUAAACCCGCCCCCUCCACCCCAUCCACCGCAAGAUGAUUGGCUCCCAGGGCCGAAGCUGAGCGCCAGUUGACGAGAGAAUUGUUGCUAGAUGCUGAUUUGAAAGGCAUCGUCGAGAGUAGGCAGACAGUCGAGCGCCUCGUCUCAGGGUUGGUGUGUGUGGCCCCUCGCUCCGCUGCGGUGGAGGGCUUCACAGACACUGUGGCUGGAUGCAUCACACAGCAGAGCACUUUGUCGGGCGAAGCACACGGGAUGCCUUCCCUCUGGAUGGCCUCAACCGGGAACCAUGGCAACCCGUGAGCAACCGCUCCUGGGCCCCACCGUCCAGGUGUGCUCCCGGCGUCAAUCAACACCAGUUCCACCCCCACGCCCCCCCCAGUCAUGUGACCACGCUGAACCAUCCCAGUAAAUUUUACCCCAAUGGUAAUUACAGUGCCGUCAGUGCCCUCCCUCGCGGAGGCGACAAGCUGGACUUGUCCCCGGUGGCGCUGUUGCCCGGGUUACAGCGUGACGUCCCCCCCGCCAGGGUCCCGCCGGCCCCCCCUCGCCCGUGGGAACAGCUGGGGCUCUACGAGCCAACGUCCGGCGACCACACCCGUCUCCAUGGUUACGGCGGGCCUGCCCCCGGACACCUUGCAGCUUGCGCUAACCAACUGCUGAAGUUUGGCAAUCCACACCAGCAACACGGCUCCAGAACGAUGGGACCUCUCGGAGACACAUGGGGUCAGGCGCAGCAGCAGCCCCGAGCCUUUGCUGGAGGUCAGCUGAAGCGGGCGGCCCCUCCUCUGGGGGAGCACUCUGUGAUCCAGCACGCGCCCCCCCCUCCACCACCCCUCCAGCGCCCUCUACUGGAAGACUGCCCCAACCCCAGCAAGAGGAAGAGGAGCUCACUCUCAGAGCAGCAGGGCUCUCACCCCGCUCUGCAGCGCUUCUCUGGGCCUGGGGGGCACGCGGCGCAGCCCCCACCCCCCUCGCAGUACACCGCCCCUCCAAAGCCAGCCUUCUGGAGCCCCCUGCACAGCAACGGCACCCCGCCCUGGAGCAGCCCCCCCUCGGAGAGGAAGACAAGCCCCACCGACUAUCAGGACUCAUCUAAGUCAGGCCUGGGAGGCUUCAGCUACAAACCCACUCCGCCCGCUCCCUCGCUCCUCCCGUCCCCUGGGGGCUACAGCCAGGACCGUGCCCCCCCUCAACACCCCCAGAUUACCCACAAGCCCCUGCAGCCUCCCGCCCCUCAGGUCCACGUGCCCCCCCAUCACCACCACCAACAACACCACCAACAACACCACCCUCGCCUCCAUCCCCAACACAACAAGCCCUCCUCCAACUCCACCUCUGCCCCUACCUCCAACCAGGGUCCCCUGAGGUACCAGGAGUCCAGGAGCGGCCUGCCCCAGCUACGAGGCCCCGAGCUGGGCUUGAACUCCGCAGUGGGCCACCCUCACUCUGGAGGUCCAGUCUCGGCUCCUCUACAGCAUCAGCAGCAGCAGCCGUCGUUACGCGGGGACGCCAGCAGGGAGCGCCAGAGCGCACCCACACCAGCAGCAAACCUCACCGCCGUGCCUUACAGCCUCCCCCGCUUCCUCACACACCACGGGAUCCCCACCACCGGCACAUCCCACACUCUGCCCCCCCAGGCCCCUGCUGGCAGACAUCAGCACACACCCACCCCCGUCAACACCACCCCCCACGGCUGGAGGCCCCACAUGGGCCACGGACAACACACCAUGGAGUCGGGCCAUUUCAUGCCAUCGCUGGAUCCUCAGGGUUUGUCUGGCCACCGCAGCGGAGACGGCAACUGUGGCACCCAGGACCACCGCGGCACCCAGGACCACCGCACCCCUGGGACCCCCCAGCGCGUGACCCUCCCUCACACCCAGGGACUCCCCAGAGCCCCCGUGAUCACCCCCAACCCUCCGCGCUCCGAGGCCCCUCACACACCCCUCUACAGCAGCAGUAUUGGUGGAGCACGCACUGUCAGCACAGCGCCCCCUACUGUUAGCUCUGCUCCCAGCAUGCCCUCACACAUUGGCUGGAAAGCACUAACAGACACACUCCAGCAUCACGGCCCUGGCGGCAGCAGUGGCAGUGGCAACCUGCCCCACCAGGGGGGAUAUCAGGGACCCAAGGCAGGCACUGCCAGUCAACAUUCCCACCCAGAGAUGGGCAAGCCUCAGCCGAGCCGCCUGCCGGCACAUGGCAUGGGGCUCCCAUACUACUCACGCCCGAGCUCGAUGCCGCCGACGCCGCCAGUGCCGACGCCCAUUCCCGUGGCGAGCUCCGCCCCCUCAGGCCUGUCGCGGACCGGUGAGGGCAUCUUCACCAGCAGAGGGGUCGGUCGCCCCCACACCAUCUCCCCACCCACGUCCGCCCCGAACGCCAGCAACUCCUCCAAGCCCCUGCACCACCUGCCCCAGACUGUCCCCGUGCCCCUCUCGACGACCAGCAUCGCCGACAUCACCACCUCAGUCCCAUCAUACGCCAGGGCGGACUGCUCCCAGAAGGCCGAGCGGUACCCGAAAGCAGCGGUGGUGACGCCGGAGCCCCAGUCCAUGGCGGACGUGCUGAAGAAGCUGGACGCCGCGCUGCAGGGAGACAUGCGCAGACGAGAGAGGGAAGACCGGAGCGCAGAGAGGAGGCGCAUGGCUGAGCAGAAGGAAGCCGCCCGUUGUCAGGUCAUAACGACGAUGAUGACGACGAAAACAACCACGACGUUGGAGUCGGCGGCCAUCGAGAGCCUGGAGCAGCUGCUGGGGGAGGCCGCCGCCGCCUCUGACCCGUCCCCUCCCCGCCUCUCCCCGGCAACGGCGCCCGUUGCCCAGCAACCGUCUCCGCCAUACCCUUGGCUGAGUCGUGGCGGGGUGCCCUCAGGAUGCCCACCGGCGCAGGUGGGCAAAAGCCGACCGCCCCCCCUCACCCCCCAGACGGACUUCGCCCGCGAGAAGCAGCGCCAGCGCGAGCGGUGGGCCGGCGGUGGGAUGGCACCCUCUGGGCGCAGCCCUCCCUCUCGGCACCCCUCAGGGACCCCUGCACCUCCUCCUCCUCCUCCCCCCAAAACCAGCCCCUCACCCCCCUACUCCUCCACGCCCAUGCCAGGCCCAACCAGCUCAUCCAAAGACCCCUGUGCAUCACUCCCCCUCCCGCCCCCGCUCCGAGAAGCACCCCUGCUCUACCAGGCGUUCUCCAGGGACCCCGCGGUCACCUCCGCCAACCCUGCCCUGGGUAAACGCGUGCCCAGCUGUGGUGUCGGUGGGCUGGGGAGCAUGGGCAGCAGCGCCUGCAGCAGCAGCAACAGCAGCAUGGACUCGGACGGCGCCCAAUUUGAGGAGGAGCCCUCGGAGCUUCUGCCCGACGGCCUGGCCAACAUCAUGAAGAUGCUGGACGAGUCCAUCAAGAAGGAGGAGGAGCUCGGCCAGACGUGCCCGAGUGGCAGCGCCAGCGCCAGCAACGACCACGGUGCCAGGGGAGCCAUGCCAGCUUUCAACCCCGUGCCGUCCUCCUCUGCCCCUCCUCCUCCUCCUCCGCUGCCGCCUCUGAAGAGCUACCUGUGUGCGCCCGACCUGGUUCCCGCUGCCAAGCAGUCGCCGGCGGAGGAUUACAGGGCAGAGGGCCACAGCAGCCCGCCGGUUCUGAGCCGCCAGGGAUCGCUGGCGUCGCCCUGCAGCCGGACGUCCUCUCUGGAAGAGGAAGACGAUGCCACCAGCCUCAAGAGCCUCUUGCCCAGCAAGUCGUCGAUUGGCAAUGGCCUCCAGUUGCUCAGUAACGUCAGUGCCAAUGUCAACAGGCAUGCCAUCGCUGCUCCUGCAACUAACUAUCGCCACAACGACCUGGCCAAGCUGUACGGGCUGCCCGAGCUCCCGGCGAAGGUGGUGGAGGAGGAAGAGGAGGAGGAGGAGGAAGACGAGACGCCCUCCAGCUCGCCACCGCACCCCCAGCGCCCCCACCUGCACCAGACAGGAGUGGGCAGAAUGUUCCAGUCCCUGGCCACCGUGCUGGAGAGCCAGAAGUACGCGUACCGUGGCGGGCCCUUCGGGCGACCCCCGCCCUCCGCCCUCACGGGGCUCAAGUACUCCUCGUCGCUGUCGCUCGGGCCUGACAUCACCAAUGCCCAGCAACCGUCCAGCACCGGCUCCUCCCCCACCUCAGGAUCAGCCAAUCACCCCGGCUUCAGGGGAUCGGAGUCCAGCAGCCCCUCGCAGGCCCCGCCCUCAAAGACCCAGGUCACCACUGAUUGGUCGGCGGACAGGAGGCGGGAGGACAUGGAGGAAGUGAAGAGGAGGAUCGCCGCGGAGCUGUGGGGAGACGAGCCCGUCAAGGAGGAGAAGAAAGCGAAGGAUAAGGAGCGAGAGAGAACGAAGGAGCGAUCGGUGGAGGAGAGGAGUGAGGAGAAGAGGAAGGAGAGGAAGGACGACAGGCCCCGCCUCACUACCAUCUCCGAGUCCUCAUUGGCCGAGCUUGGACGCAGCUGUGAGGACCUGCUGCUGAUGCACCACACCCACUCCACAGGCCCCGCCCAGAGUGCCGCCCCUCACCACGACCUGCCCGAGGAGGUGAGGCGAGCGGAGAAAGAGAGGGAACGCGAGAAGGAGGAAGAGCGAAGGGAGAGGCACCGCGAACACGACCGAGGCAAGAAGCACCGCGACAAGCACCGGCACGAGAGCCGGAAGCACCAAGAGAGGAAAGAGAAGAAGAAGAAGCAUCGGGAAAAACGAGAGGAAGAGCCGAUGUCCCUCUUCUCCUCAUCAUCCUCUCCUUCAUCCAGCUCAAACUCCAGCAGCGGCAGCAAUCGGAGACACAGGGACGGCAAGCCGCACAAGGACAAAAAGCACCGGCAGGUGCUGGCCAACCUGGACCUGCAGGGCAAGGAGGUGCGUGACAAAGAACACAGAACUCUUGACGGAGGAGAGAAGAGGAGGCGCAAGGAGGAGGGUGGGGAGAGGGAGACAUUGAGGGACGGCAUGCAAACUCCGCCUGGGUCAUCUUCCUCUUCAUCCUCUUCGUCGUCGGACUUCCUGCGGCUGAAGGCACUGUCGGACGGCCCGCCCAAGGAGCUGAAGAUCCGUCUGAUCAAGGUGGAGAGUGGCGAGAGGGAGACCUUCAUCGCCUCCGAGGUGGAGGAGAAGAGGGUCCCGCUGGCCGAGAUCUGCAUCAAGAACACGGCCAGCGACAUCAUCAGGGCGUGCAAGUUCGCCAGAGUAAAGGGCAAGUUUAAGGAGUCCUUCCUCCUGCCUGCCUUCUCCGUCAAGCCCAACAUGUCUGCAGAGCUGCCUCUUCCCAGAGAGAAACUCAACCCCCCUACGCCCAGCAUCUAUUUGGAGAGCAAAAGAGAUGCCUUCUCCCCUGUGCUUCUACAGUUCUGUACCGACCCCAAGAACCCAGUCACUGUCAUCAGAGGCUUGGCAGGAUCACUCAGACUCAAUCUGGGCCUGUUCUCCACCAAGUCUCUGGUGGACGCCAACUCGGACCAGCCGGUGGAGGUGCGGACGCAGGUGCAGCAGCCGGCCGACGAGAACUGGGACGCGACUGGCACGGGCCAGGCCUGGCCCUGCGAGAGCAGCCGCUCACACACCACCAUCGCCAAGUACGCCCAGUACCAGGCCUCCAGCUUCCAGGAGAGCCUACAGGAGGAGAAAGGGAGUGAGGAGGAGGAGGAGGAGGAUGAAGAAGAGAAGAAGCCCCCCAUCACCUUGGAGAUGCCGGCUAUCAACCCUUCUGCCACAGGAACGGAGCAAAAGGCUGUAGGCAAGAUCAUCAAGUUCGGCACGAACAUCGACCUCUCCGACCCCAAGCGGUGGAAGCCCCAGCUGCAGGAGCUGCAGAAGCUGCCGGCCUUCAUGCGCGUGGCGUCCAGCGGCAACAUGCUCAGCCACGUGGGCCACACCAUCCUGGGCAUGAACACCGUGCAGCUCUACAUGAAGGUCCCCGGCAGCCGCACGCCAGGCCACCAGGAGAACAACAACUUCUGCUCGGUGAACAUCAACAUCGGGCCUGGGGACUGCGAGUGGUUCGCUGUCCAUGAACACUACUGGCCGGCCAUCAACGACUUCUGUGAGAAGCAUGGCGUGGACUACCUGACGGGGUCCUGGUGGCCAGUGCUGGACGACCUUUACAAGGCCAACAUCCCUGUGUACCGCUUUGUGCAGCGGCCCGGCGACCUAGUCUGGAUCAACGCCGGAACAGUGCACUGGGUCCAGGCCGUGGGCUGGUGCAACAACAUCGCCUGGAAUGUGGGCCCACUCAACUCCUACCAGUACCAGCUGGCCUUGGAGCGCUUUGAGUGGAAUGACGUCAAGAAGGUCAAGUCCAUCGUUCCCAUGAUCCACGUCUCCUGGAACGUGGCUCGCACGGUCAAGGUCUCCGACUCGGACACCUUCAAGAUGAUCAAACACUGUCUUCUGCAGUCCAUGAAGCACAUUCAGAUUCUGAGGGACCAGCUGAUAGCGGAUGGGAAGAAGAUUUCCUACCAGAGCCGAGUGAAGGACGAGCCGGCCUACUACUGCAACGAGUGCGAUGUGGAGGUGUUUAACCUGCUGUUUGUGACGAGCGAGAGCAGCAACAGGAAGACGUAUGUGGUGCAUUGUGAGGACUGUGCGCGGCGGCUAAGCCCCGCCUUGGCCAACGUGGUGGUGCUGGAGCAGUACAGCAUCGAGGAGCUCAUGACCACUUACGACAGCUUCAACCUGGCGUCGGCGUCGAGCUCUCGAUGAGUCAUCUGCUUAUCUACCCUCCUGUUCUCUUGUCCCACAGCCAUAACCAAAACUCCUGUCUGCCAGGAAAACAGACUUUUUUAGUUCAUUUACCACAAAAGAUUUCUUUUUAAGUUUCUUUCUUCUGUACGUUCAUUUGUUUGUUUGUUUGUUUUUUUUGUUUGUAAGUACUACUACUACUGUUAAUACUUGUUGAACAAGCCAAUCGAAAACCAGUUUACUCAGUGUUGUUUACAAUACCAAUCAGCCAAUAAAACUCCAGCUUAGUCGGCAGUCCAGCGUGCCAGUCUUUGGUCGUAUGUGGGGGGGACAGUGGAGUGUCGGUGUUGUCAUAGCAACAACAGUGGAGUUGACGAUCUCAAUGGCAUGUCUGUUAUGUUUUCAGGUUUCUUUGUUUUGUUUUUGUUUUCUAUGAAUACUGAAAGUUGUAAAUGCUGUUUGUAUUUUCCGCGUGGUGCUGUUUUCUUUUUUUGAAAUGUAAUUUAUUCUUUUUUUUUUUAAAUAAAAGACUAGAGCAGCCUAGAUAUAUACCACAUUGGCCUUGUGACUUGUAUUUAGUGAAGAGAUCAAAUGACAAAUACUAAUGAUAGAGAUAUGAAUCCUUUUAAAAAGCAUUAAGAAUUUUAAAAUACAGUUGUUUGGAAUGCUACAAAACAUACGGGUUUGACAGACUGUUUUUUUGUCGGUUUUGUUUUCCAUGGAGAGAAAGAAAAAAAGUCAUGACAGCAUUUUAGAAUAUUUUUGAGGGGUCGGUUCAUAUUUCUGUUUCCUUUCUGAGAGAUAAUAUUGUUAUUAAUGAUAUUUUGUCCUUUUGUUUUUGCUUCAGUUGAAUUGUACCUCUUAUUUUGCCAUGGUGAUACAGAUUCUUCCUGGAUUUAAAAGACUUUAAUUGUACAUUACUUUUCUAAUUUAAAUGUUUGUUUUUCUCUAUUUAUUGGAUAUAAAUGUUCUCCCUCUGUCCGUAGGGUUGUCAGAAUUGUUCAAAGCUUUUUAUUAUAAUGAAUUCCUGUAAUGUUUAGGGGUUUUACUUGAGGGGGGGUGUCUUUCGAAUGGUGCUUACCCUUUCUCUUGGGCCUCCUCCGGUCUAGACAAAUGAUCUUUUCAGAGGCAUCUCAUGCCACCUUUGUCUGUAGAUAGAAGCCCACAGUGGACUCGGGGCUAAAUCGACCACCAUCUUUUCCUUGUACAUGGUCGGGGACAGAAGAAAAACAACAACAACAACAACAGUUAUCUCCCCACACAAACAAACAAACACAAACAAAAACAACAGAGAGGGGUGUUUUACUGUAAAUGCAUUAUGACUUCUCACUGAGCGGAGACAUUAACGAGGCCUUUCUGAGACCUCCGUGAGACCAACCUGGCAACCUGGCCCGAGAGCCAGCGUCUUUGUCUGGCGCUGCUUUGAGCCCAGGUGGCUGGGGGUGCUAUUUCAUGACCACAGGCUCAGAAAGAAAUGACAGUUGUCUUGACUGAAAGGCGCGCACACACACAAAAGCGCUUUAUCCCUACGCAUCACAGUGUCAUUUGUGUGUGCGUGUGUGUCUGUGUGUGUGUGUGUGUGUGUGUGUGUGGCCUUCAAUGUGAAAGAGGUUAAGAUGCUGUCUCCUCAUUACUUUUUUUUUCUUUUAAGACUUAGCUAAAAUGGACGAUUUUAACAGGACAGUGCUAUCGUGAGCUGUUGGUUACGAUUAUUUCAGAAGGUGCUGAGUUCUCUUUUGAACUCUUCUCUCUUUUUUAUGUUUUUAAAAAGAAAAGAAAUCUAUUUUUCCUGUUGCAAUAUAUCCUCCCCUUUUUUUCCUUAUUUGUGGUCAUUUAUUUAAAACUGCACUGUUUAAAAAAAUUCAAACAGGAAAACAAACUGAGCCACACUUGUCUUAAACACUUUGUGAAUUUGUGUGAUAUUGCUAUGAUUGACUAUUAUUAUUAUUAAUUAUUAUUAAAUGCUUUUGAUAAACUUG
Molecule: messenger RNA, 10093 nt
Organism: Clupea harengus (Atlantic herring)
Lineage: Eukaryota; Metazoa; Chordata; Actinopteri; Clupeiformes; Clupeidae
Gene: kdm6ba
Product: lysine (K)-specific demethylase 6B, a
Exons: 27
Coding region: 1638-8135 (2165 amino acids)
Biological process (GO): heart development; regulation of gene expression
Cellular component (GO): MLL3/4 complex
Molecular function (GO): chromatin DNA binding; RNA polymerase II cis-regulatory region sequence-specific DNA binding; histone H3K27me2/H3K27me3 demethylase activity
Source: RefSeq, a predicted model, not a curated record